Molecule: messenger RNA, 1811 nt
Organism: Salvia hispanica
Lineage: Eukaryota; Viridiplantae; Streptophyta; Magnoliopsida; Lamiales; Lamiaceae
Source: RefSeq, a predicted model, not a curated record
ACAGUUGUAGACUUGCACAAAUUCAACGCUUUCCUCUUCUUCUUUCAUUUCAAUUACCAGUCUCAUUCAAACUCAGGGGUGUUGGAGAUGAAUCUGUGGUUUGAUUAGGUUAUUUGGGAAUAAUUGAAAUAUAAAGAAAAUGUCUUUGAAGAGCAGAGGGGGUGAGUCAUCUUCGAAGAGGGGUGUUUCAAGAAAUCUCACUCUUUUUCUCUGCAUUGGAUGCUUUUUUGCUGGGAUGCUCUUCACCGACAGAAUGUGGGCAGUUCCAGAAACUAAAGACUUAUCCCAUUCUACUGGUGGGCCAGAUGAAAAGCAUAACUUAGUUUCAGAUGGUUGUGAUCCAAAAGUUAAGGAUGGAACGGGUGAGUCCAGGGAUGUUUUUGCAAAAGUUUCAAAGACACCUCAUGCUACGGAGGCUCUGGAUAAAACAAUUUCAGAUUUGGAGAUGGAGUUAGCUUCCACUAGGACCCUCCAGGAUUCCUUACUCGGAAAUUCUCUCUUAUCUGAAGAGCUGAAGAAUCCUGGGUUAGCCAAAAAGAGAAAAUACUUGAUGGUAGUUGGCAUUAACACUGCUUUUAGCAGUCGAAAGAGAAGAGAUUCAUUGCGCGCUACAUGGAUGCUACAAGGUGAUAAACGCAGAAAGCUUGAGGAAGAAAAGGGCAUUAUCAUCCGAUUUGUGAUUGGUCACAGUGCCACAUCAGGUGGUAUUCUUGAUAGAGCCAUUGAAGCAGAAGAUAAAAAACACGGAGAUUUUCUGAGACUGGAACAUGUUGAGGGUUACCUUGAGCUAUCAGCCAAGACAAAGACCUAUUUUAUCACUGCUCUCACGCUUUGGGAUGCCGACUUUUAUGUAAAAGUUGAUGAUGAUGUACAUGUAAACAUAGGGUCACUCGGAGCAACUCUUGCCAGGCAUCGUUCGAAGCCAAGGGUUUAUAUCGGAUGCAUGAAAUCUGGGCCUGUCCUAGCUCAAAAGGGAGCAAGAUAUUAUGAACCUGAAUAUUGGAAAUUUGGUGAGCAAGGAAACAAGUAUUUCCGCCAUGCGACAGGGCAAAUAUAUGCUAUUUCCAGGGAUUUAGCAACUUAUAUAUCAACAAACAGGCACGUAUUGCACAAGUACACAAAUGAAGAUGUCUCGUUAGGAUCUUGGUUCAUUGGAUUGGAUGUGGAACACAUUGAUGACCGAAGAUUAUGUUGUGGAACACCACCUGAUUGCGAGUGGAAGGCCCAGGCUGGCAACAUCUGUGUUGCUUCAUUCGACUGGAGCUGCAGCGGAAUUUGCAAUUCUGCUGAUAGGAUUAAGGAGGUGCAUCAGAGAUGUGGAGAAGGCGAGACAGCCCUGUGGGAUGCCGCUUUCUGACGCGUGUAGAGUUGCACGUGACAGAGAAUUCAAGGUGAGAAUCAUCCACAGAAUGCGGCUCUGCAACGUCAUGAUGCAUCGUGUUUAUCAUCCACAGAAUGCAGCUCUCACUAUGUAAAUGCAAUAUAUAUAGAGGGAGAGAGGGAUAGAGAAACAGGAAGAUGCUGCAAGAGACAUUGUUCCCAUUUUAGGCAAGGAGAUGGAUCAUUGUAGCAAACAUACUUGAGAGUUAGAAGCAAAGCUUGAGUAAAGUGUUGGUGGGAGUUUUGAGCCCACUUUCAUUACUAGUGUAAGUGUUUUCCAUUUUAACAUCAUUUCAGCUGCAGUAGUUAUGCUAUGUUCAUUAUAUUUUUGUAGUUGUGAAAAUUCUUGAUCUGACAAUGGUGGCAGCUUAUUGUGCAUUCCUUUCUAAUGUGGUUAAUGAAACUAUGCCUGGUGGUUUGUGGAUGUCCAA